Paramuricea clavata is the source of this 1080-nucleotide messenger RNA. Lineage: Eukaryota; Metazoa; Cnidaria; Anthozoa; Malacalcyonacea; Plexauridae. The record is from the annotation of a GenBank genome assembly.
AUGGCCGAGGGUUACGACACAACCCGCUUUCAUUCAACUAUUGACGAGGGCUUUGUUUGCUGUAUCUGUCUCGGUGUCUUACAAGAUCCAAAGCAAUGUGAGAACAACGAGCACUAUUUCUGUUCUGGUUGUAUCAAGAAACACCUGGAGAAGACCUCGCAUAGUUGUCCUGUCUGUCAAGAUAAACUGACGGUAGAGACAUUGCGUAAGGCUCCAAGAAUUGUGGCCGACUGUGUUUCCCGUUACAAGAUCAGUUGUGACCAUGCAGCGAGAGGCUGUGAUGCGGUUCUCGAGCUUGGAGCUCUACAGGCACACGUUGUUCAGGACUGUGAUUUCAAGCCUGUCACUUGCUCAAAUGACGGUUGUAACGAAGUCGUGAGCAAACGAGAUGUAAAGCAACACGAGCUCGAUUUAUGUCGCUUCAAGACGACAACCUGUGACGACUGUGGGAAAAAUAUGUCUCAUCAUGAAUAUGGCACCCAUGGCUGCGUACUGCGACGUGAUGUAGACGAAAUGAAGAAAGAUCUAGCGGAAGUGAAAGCCACGCAACACGAAAUGAUGACGUGCAUGCAACGAGUAACGAUUGCGGUUGAAAGUCUUCAAAAGUCUGUAAACUCCAAGAGUACUGAUAUUGUUGUCGUCGCUGGUUGCAAUUACAAAACAAAUAAGAGUCUUUGUUCUGUUGAGCGAUUUAACUGGUUAAAGCAGACCUGGACACAACUGCCAGGGUUGAAAAUAGCUCGAGCGGGUUCUGCAGCUGUGGUGUUUAAGAAUCAAGUGUUUGUUUGUGGCGGGUUCAGCGAUUCUGUUGGGCGUCUGGAUAGCAUCGAAGUAUUGGAUCUGAAUGAUAAUCCUCCAGAAUGGCACAAGUUUUUUGUCACUCGUCCUAUCAAGGUCACUGCAUGGUCACAAGUGCAUCGUCCAUGGCGAUCGUUUGCUGAUCAUUGGUGGCGAAACGAAGUCAGGCGAGAGUUUGGAUACGAUAUACGAGCUUCUCCUUGUUCCUCCGUAUUCAUCCAAGUUGCUUUGUCACAUGAAGAAGAAACGAGCGUACCAUGGAGUGGAGUUGUUCGCUGGUAA